AUGCAUUUGCCCCUUCCUUACAAGACCAUUGAAGACUCCUACAGAGAAAGCCUCGCUGUCCGCGAGGCAAAACUGCAGCAGCUGCAAGAGUCCAUUGCUGCGGCUAUUUCCGCCGGAGCUGUUUCUGAAGUGUCUCCUUUUGUGCCAACGAGCUUCCUGUCUUUGGGAGAGACAAAAAAAGAAACAAAAAAAGAAAUUAAUUUUUUCUUCAAAUCAAUUGGAGACACUUUUGCUGCUGCGGCCUUUUGGAAGUCUCCGCUCCCCGAGCUUUCCUUCGUCGCGGUAGAGCCUUCAGGCCAAGUCACAGGCCUCAUUUGGAUUAGUGAAAAACCCAAAAAUGGAAAAGUGGAAAAUAUUGAAAUGCGAUUUAAAGAGCUCGGCGACGGCGUGAACUACUUGGGUUUGUUCUGGCGUUUGCUGAGCGGGGCCUCCGCGCUGUCGAGUUUGUCGGUGGUUUCUUUUUCUUUCUUUUGCAACUCCAUUUCGGAUUUAAUUUACACUUACAAACUCGGACUCCGCCCCACACAUUUCUUUCGAAUUCCCAAAAAGCCCCAAAACUCCCAAGUCCCUUUCAAGUACAGUUCCGAGGCCCCUUUGCCCUGGGCCCCCAACGAGGAGCUCAUCCUCACCCUCAAGAGCAGACUCCUCGACAGACAACUUGCCCAUGAAGAAAAAAGACUUGAACUUCUCCGCAAACAACUCACAGGGGCCCCCAGAGAGGACUUGGGGGCCCCCGGGGCCCCCAAGGUUCCUGGGGCCCCGAAGGCCCCUGGGGCCCCCGGGGCCCCCACAUUAGGAAGUUUGGAGUCCGGGGGCCCCCCCCCCUCGCUGCCAGCAGCUUGGGGGCCCCCCGCGUCUCAGGAGUACCCUGCUGCUGAGGUGGGGAGGGUUGAGGGGGGGCCCCCCGGGGCGGCCGCGCUGUUGGGGGCCGCCUCUGGGGGCCCCUUUUCGUGGGGGCCCCCCUCGGGGGGCCCCCCAACGGGUACUGGGGGGGCCCCCGAGCUGGGGGCCCCCCUGGGGGGCCCCGGAGCCGCGGAAAAGACGGGGAAUGCGGCGGGCGAGGUGGAAGAAAGGGAAAAGAGAAAAGAAGAAAGAGAAAGUUUGAAAGUGAACGAAGCAAGGGGGGAAAAAGAGUUAGAAACUGAAAAAGAAACAGAGGGAAUUGCUUGGUAUAGAUCUGUAGCUGGCGUUGCAUGCAUGCUUUUGGGGCUUAGUUUGUUUAUGUUGCUUUGCUUUCGCUGCUGCAUGCGCCGCGGGCGUCUCCCGAGCAGCAGCAGCAGCAGCAGCAGCGGCAGCGGCGGCGCGGCGGCGGCUGUGGCAGCAGCAGCAGCAGCAGCAGCAGCAGCAGCAGCAGCGGCGACCCGCAUGCAGCCCCAAACGCAAGACGCUGAACACAAACGCCCAGCCCCGCGCAUGCAAGGAUAUGCACAGAUUUCUGAUUUGCAUGCAAUUGACCCGGAAGCCCCAAAAGAGGGAGAAAGAGAUACUUGGUGGCAGCAAGAAGACACAGACAGUUUCCCAGCAGCAUAA
This is a messenger RNA of Eimeria tenella, 1530 nucleotides long. RefSeq names its product acetyltransferase domain-containing protein, putative. Bases 1 to 1530 code for a protein of 509 amino acids. NCBI's taxonomy places the organism in Eukaryota, Apicomplexa, Conoidasida, Eucoccidiorida, Eimeriidae. The transcript has 6 exons. The record is from RefSeq and is a predicted model, not a curated record.